Messenger RNA from Paramecium octaurelia, 314 nucleotides. NCBI's taxonomy places the organism in Eukaryota, Ciliophora, Oligohymenophorea, Peniculida, Parameciidae. The record is from the annotation of a GenBank genome assembly.
AUUCAAGAAAGUUGAUAAUAAUAUUUAAUUAAGCAUCCCAAAAGUAAUUUCAUCUCGUUUAGUCUCAUAUAAAGAGAAUGUAAUGGGUAGAAAGAAAGAAAAAAACUUAAAAUAACAGAAAUAAAAAGAGAAGACUUAAUGGAGAAAUUACUAAUGUUCAAACUAGUGUUAAUGUCUAUCCAGAAGGAAACGAUACUAAGAAGAAGAAUAAAAAAAGAGAUAAGGAUAAGGAUUGACUAAGGGAGAAUAAAUUAUAAUUUUUACUAAAAAAAUUAUGGAGAUUUUGGUUAUGCGACUAUUAUUAAUCAUAAUCA